This is a messenger RNA of Penicillium alfredii, 288 nucleotides long. RefSeq lists its product as uncharacterized. The coding region runs from base 1 to 288 and encodes 95 amino acids. Lineage: Eukaryota; Fungi; Ascomycota; Eurotiomycetes; Eurotiales; Aspergillaceae. The transcript has a single exon. The record is from RefSeq and is a predicted model, not a curated record.
AUGUCUCGCCGUCGAACAUCAUACAGCGAGCCGAUGAACGAGGCGUUCGCAUACCCGUUCGCGCAGUCCAACGGCCACCCGCAAGCCCCGCCUCCCCCUCCACGUCGCGGGCCGAUCGAAGGCCCCAAUGGCCGUCGCUUGAUCCGCCGCGUCACCUGGCGCUCGUCGACCUACAAAUUGAUGGCGUCGCUGUGGGUGCUGGGCGUCUUGUACAUCCUCUGGCUGAUCCGUGACCUGUUCUACUUGCCUUCUACCCCGUCCGAGUCCAGUCCGCCGGCCGAUGAGUGA